Molecule: messenger RNA, 1071 nt
Organism: Saxophila tyrrhenica
Lineage: Eukaryota; Fungi; Ascomycota; Dothideomycetes; Mycosphaerellales; Extremaceae
Exons: 3
Coding region: 1-1071 (356 amino acids)
Molecular function (GO): lipase activity
Source: RefSeq, a predicted model, not a curated record
AUGGCGUCCCAAUACCAACCCACCACGACCGACAAACUCCUCCUCAUCCCGGUAGCAGCCGCUUCAAUCGGGUCUGCUAUUCUUCGCCUCCUAACCCGCUCAUUCACCGGCGGAGCCAAAGCCAACACCGCCUUCAAAGACGUGAUCUUCGCGGCCCUCCGGACCAACCUCUCCAACAUCAGCGAGGGCGCCGAGCAAUGGAUGAACAGCACCACCGAAGCGGAAUAUCUUACGCUGGCCAAGAAGCAAGGCUUCCAGCCCGAUACUGAUGUCCUCGGUAGCAGUCUGAAGGUCCACUGGAUUGGUGGGAAGGCUGCAAGUAAAGUUUUGCUGUACUUCCAUGGAGGUGGGUAUGUGUUGGCUGCUUCCGCCGGACACAUGCAGUGGUUGUAUGAACUGCAGCAGGAGUUGUCCAAGACGCAGGAAAUUAGUAUCGUUGUGCUAUCGUAUACGCUGGCUCCGCAUGGGCAGUACCCGACCCAGCUAAAGGAAGCUGCUGAGUCGUUGGAGUGGCUGCUUGAGACGCAGAAGAAGCAGCCAGGAGAUAUCUUCGUUUCAGGAGACUCAGCAGGAGGUAACAUGGCCCUGAUGUUGCUUUCCCACCUCCUCCAUCCUCACCCAGCCGUCACGAGCAAGAUCAACCUUACCUCGCCACUCGCGGGCGCUGUUUUGAUUUCGCCUUGGACAAAGUUCGCCACCGACGACGACAGUGUCAGACGUAACCAGAGCAGUGAUAUGGUUACUCCGGCUGCUGCAAACCGCUGGUCCUCCCUCUUCCUUGGCUCUAGCAAGAUCGAUAACUACAACCAGACUAUCCUCGUCAAUCCUGAGUGGUUCAAGGGCCUUGACAGCAAGGUCAAAGACAUCUUGGUCUGGGGCGGUGGCGGCGAAGUGCUGAUUGACAGUAUUGAGGCAUCGACCAAGAAGCUCCAGCAGGCACAUCCGCGGGUGGAGUACGUGGUGCAGCCAGGCGCAGCGCAUGAGGACUUCAUCAUCGACAAGCUGCUCGGGUACAAGGAGAAGGGUGAGGGUACUGUGGUGGUGGAGAGUUGGAUGAAGACGCGGCUCUGA